Trematomus bernacchii (emerald rockcod) is the source of this 3653-nucleotide messenger RNA. It is a transcript of the gene tsc1a, whose product is annotated as TSC complex subunit 1a. Gene Ontology annotation, cellular component: TSC1-TSC2 complex. Gene Ontology annotation, biological process: negative regulation of TOR signaling; regulation of cell cycle; negative regulation of cell population proliferation. The record is from RefSeq and is a predicted model, not a curated record. NCBI's taxonomy places the organism in Eukaryota, Metazoa, Chordata, Actinopteri, Perciformes, Nototheniidae.
AGGAGCUGCAGGCCCUCAGCUCUCAGCUGCUGCUGCUUCAGGCUCAGCUUCAGUACGAGCGCUUCAAGAGGCAGCAACACGCCGUGAGGAACAGACGACUGUUGAGGAGAGUGUUGAGCAGCACAGCUAUGGAGGAGGACGCUGUCUCCAUGAAGGGGCAGCUGUGUCUGCAGGAUGAGGAGAUCUACUCUCUGAAGUGCAGUCUGCAGGAGGAGCAGAGACGAUACACACUCCUGCAGCAGGACACACACACACACACUGAGCAGAUGCACACACACAUCCAGCAGCUGCUGCUGCAGCAACAGGAGGUGCAGAGAGACACACAGAGACUCAAGAGCGAGUUGCAGGAGGGUCAGAAUAGGCUGAGGGAGCAGGAGGCGGAGCUUCAGAGAGCCAAUAACAAGGCUUCCCAUGCAGAGCACCAGCUGACCCAGCUGUCACUCAAGCUGUGCAGCAGUGAGCAGCUGCAGCAGCAGAUCUACCUGUUGAACCAGCAGCUGGUCCUGAUGAGAGAAACCAACAGAGCUCUGAGGGAACAACUGGAGGGGGGGGGGCAUGCACCGAGGCACGGUGAGGACACACACUGUACUGUGUGUGUUGGUCAGGAGGCGUCCAUGCUGCAAUGCACUGUGGGUAAAGAGCACCAGCGGCUGAAGGACGGUGACAUCAUACAGAGACAGAAGCUGGAAGCAGCCAAUCACAGAGCAGCAGAGCUGGAGGUUCAGCUGGGCAGGAAGGAGCAGCUGAUCCUGGAUCAGAAGAAGCUGCUGGAGGACUCCAAGGCCCGCAGCAGAGCGGAGUUGUCGGCCUGUGAGAGUCGCUGCCUGGUUCUGAGGAGAGUCGUUCAGACGCUGCAGACGGAGACGCUCCACCUGUACAGCCAGCUGCACCUGGACACACACACACACAGCCGGCCUCAAGACGUCAGGCCUAACGGAGGCAGUGUGGCCCUACCUGCGCCUCACAAGCCCCGCCCCUUCUCUUCUUCUGUGGGGAUAAUAAACGGCGGCACCCUAUCCUCCUCCCCCCUCUCCCUCGCCCUCUGCUCCUCCCCCCUCUCUCUCUCCCCCAUCGACUCCCCCCUGGCCGUCGGGUCGUUCCUGGAGCAGAGAGCCCGCCAGCUGUUCAGACCGACCAAUCACAGCGCAAAGGAGGAGGAGGAGGAAGGAGAGGAAGAGGAAGAUGAGGUCCAAUCAGAGGGCUCGAUUCUGGGUCAGGAGGCUGAGGAGACCUCCCCCCUCACAGGGAGUCCUCAGACGCCCCGAGUAGCUCCGCCCCAUGUAGCUCCGCCCCCUGUAGCUCCGCCCCCCGACCUGACGCUCGCUGUGAGGCAGCGCCGCCACGAGCUGAGCAUCAUGGACUACGACGAGACGCAGCCCGACUUCUGACAGCAAACACAGCUGACCUCUGACCUUUCUGUACUCAGGGCCGUACAUUAAUCUGGUUAAUUACAGCCGUUUGAACCCAGAAGCAGCAGGUGGUGCUGUGACUCAAUCAUCACGUAUAAAACACGCCUCCAUCAGGACCGUCUGUCCACACGACAACAAGCUAACAGCUUUUAAAACGCUGCUCUCUGAAGGCAGUGAGGUGGAUGAGGGCUAUGCUAACAUGUAGCUGCUCCAUGUAGUCCAGCUGAGACGCUUCAACCAAACGAGCUCUCAGGAAGGUAAACCAGCACCUGUGGCAGCUGUGCUGAAGCUCAUCAAUUAGCUGAUAGCUCAUUAGCCCGCUUCUGCUAAUGAGCUACUUUUGGUUAGCAGAUUCAAGUUAGCUAGCUUAGAAAAUAGCGGCUACUGUUUUAAAUGUUAUCAUGAACUUUAUCUGAGGUUAGCAUCACAUUAGAUUAGAACUGAUCCAAUAAAGGAAACCAAAGUGCCAGCAGAGCCUUUACUGACGCUAACACUGAUUAGCUAACAGUGAUUAGCUAACAGUGAUUAGCUAACACUGAUUAGCUAACACUGAUUAGCUAACAGUGAUUAGCUAACAGUGAUUAGCUUAUCAGUGUUGCUCUGCGUUAAGACAUGAAUAAGGGAAGGAAUCUGAGAAAUAACCCUUCGUUAGUGUCGAUGAAUCUACAAAGAAGCUAACAGCUGCUACGCUAAUCACAACGUUAGCUGUUUCUGGAGCUUUAACUACCUCGCAGCCAUUGAUGAUUGAUUCUUUAUUGAUCCUGUGCACGACAUUAACAUGGAAGCAGUCCCUCCAAAAAGGCUCAUCAAAUAUGGAUCAAAUGUUGUGUAAAAUAAUGUAUGACAUAUCUCCACUAACCCUAACCCCACACACAUUAAACAUCACUGGUGCUUAAACCCAAGUUAGAAUAAGGGAGGAUUUAUAACUUACAUUAAAAAAAUAGUAUAACUUAAUGAAUGUAAACAUAAAUGUUGUGAAUGUUUUGAAUGAUAAGUACAAAUAUAUAUAUAUAUAUGCAAACGUUGAGAAACAGUAAAGAAUAUAAAAGCCUUAAACGUCAGUAAACUGAUCCCAGAGCAGCCUUACCGUCUCUCAGGUUCACAGAAGCCCUGAUCCCAGAGCAGCCUUACCGUCUCUCAGGUUCACAGAAGCCCUGAUCUCAGAGCAGCCUUACUGUCUCUCAGGUUCACAGAAGCCCUGAUCCCAGAGCAGCCUUACUGUCUCUCAGGUUCACAGAAGCCCUGAUCCCAGAGCAGCCUUACCGUCUCUCAGGUUCACAGAAGCCCUGAUCUCAGAGCAGCCUUACUGUCUCUCAGGUUCACAGAAGCCCUGAUCCCAGAGCAGCCUUACUGUCUCUCAGGUUCACAGAAGCCCUGAUCCCAGAGCAGCCUUACCGUCUCUCAGGUUCACAGAAGCCCUGAUCCCAGAGCAGCCUUACCGUCUCUCAGGUUCACAGAAGCCCUGAUCCCAGAGCAGCCUUACCGUCUCUCAGGUUCACAGAAGCCCUGAUCCCAGAGCAGCCUUACCGUCUCUCAGGUUCACAGAAGCCCUGAUCUCAGAGCAGCCUUACCGUCUCUCAGGUUCACAGAAGCCCUGAUCCCAGAGCAGCCUUACCGUCUCUCAGGUUCACAGAAGCCCUGAUCUCAGGGACUUUCUCUUGAACAGGGGAAAGGUGUGUUGUAAUACUCACUUCAGCCAGGAGAGGCACUGCGCCAUGUUCUGAAUACUGAGAGGAUCUGAUUGGCCUAAAGAAAGACAUCAAACCUUCACACAUUAUGAUGAGUGUUUGCUGUAGGAAUGAAACCUGAUCUCAGCUGCAGAGCACGAGGCCGUGCUGCCCUUCAACCCCCUGUGGCCAGUGUGAGUAUUACAACAACAAUCACUUCUUAUCGUGCUGUUCUUUUAACCUCUUAAAUCCUAACCGCCCGAGAUCCAUUCGCUUGGGGUCUCCGGCCUCCGUGCAGGACGUCAGAGUAACAGACUACUCUCAGCCUGGCUUAGAAUCGUUUAGUGAAAGAAGGAACUGCUGCUUCCAGUCCUCAUGCUAAGCUAGGCUAACUGUGGCUCUGAACGCCUCAUCGUCCCUCAGAAUAAAGAUUUAUUUUUCAAAAUGAAAUGUCAGACUGAGCUUUAGGAUGAGUUCCAGUUCAGGAAGUUCCUCUGUUUGUCCUCAGCGAGACUCUUUACUGUGAACGACUUCCUCUCUGUGUGUGAUCACCUCAAUAAAGAUGAUGCUCUGUUCA